Molecule: messenger RNA, 563 nt
Organism: Punica granatum (pomegranate)
Lineage: Eukaryota; Viridiplantae; Streptophyta; Magnoliopsida; Myrtales; Lythraceae
Source: RefSeq, a predicted model, not a curated record
CAAGAGAGAGACUUAUACAUCAAGCAUGAGUUUGGUUAAUAGGAACUAUUUCGUGCUAGCAAUUGUGCUAUGUCUGUUGGUGUUGCAGGAAGCAAUGACCAAAGCGAUUUCAACCGACGACACCACUGAAGCCAUAUUGAGUGAGGUCAAUGUCGAUAUCGCUAACAAGCUGCCUAAUGGUGCAACCUUCACUAUCCACUGUAAAUCGGGAAAUGACGACCUUGGGACCCAUGUGAUCGGGGCAGGAAAGAGUUAUGGAUUCUCAUUCAAGAUCAACGUCACUGGGAGCACAUUGUUCUUCUGCGGGGUGUCAUGGCAGGGUGGGCAGGUCGAGUUUGACAUCUACAAUACCUCUAGGGAUGACGGGAAAAGGUGCAGUGACGAAUGCAAGUGGCUAGCGAAAGAGGAUGCUGUUGUGGGAUUCAAUUUCAUCGGUACCGGUCCAAACCCUGACAUCGUUAUUCCAUGGCAGAAGUAAUUGUGCGAGCAUGAAAUAUUGUAAUAAGAGAAGCAAGGCAAGCUUAUAAUAAGAUAAUCAUUAUUGAAAAUCAUUGAUAGUGGAG